GGCUUUUUUUCCAUUUAGUGGUUACUCACACAUUCGUUCGCUCUAUCUUUCUAUAUUACAUUCCAUUUUUUUUCGGGGGUAAUGCCAAGUUCCGUUUCCCUGCUACUAACAUUUCGCAUUGCGCCGUGCCCGAGAGCGCGUGUCGAGUGAAGCUAGUCGAGAAAAAAAAGUAAUAAUAAUAAUUGCUCGUAGAGACUUAAAAGGCGCACCGCUUUGGCCAAGUGUCAACGGUUUCCAAGAUCAUAAUAUUGUUGGUCUUAAUAAUAAAAUUUAAUUAAAUUGCUGCUUGGGUUAACGAGCAGAGGGUGUGCUUGUGCUGUGUGUAAUUCACGUUGAUCGCGAACCAAAAAUGCAGCUCAUCAAAAAGUUUUGCAAAGGCUUUGGCAAGGAAUUGCAAUUACAGAACUUCAACUAUGAAUACAAUCGCGUGGAAUUGUUCUACAAGUCUCAGUGGCAAAAGAAUGAGCUCAGCUUUACCUAUUUACUGUACCGUUGGGUGUUGGCGCUCUUCUUUCUCGGCGUCCACAUAAUUUGCAUGAUCGUGCAAUUCUGCGAUGGCAAAUUCUUUAUAUAUAUGACGAACUGGGGCUUUGGCAUGUGCACAAUCACACAAAUCAUUGCCGCCAUACAGGUCACCCGAUGGCAUUUCGAUCUACAGAAUAUACGCAGUCUGGUGCAGGAAUCGGGGGCUAAGGCGCGUAUGACGCGAUCUCUUAAACUCUACUGGCUGAUCUACAAUAUGUCGCUAUCGCUAGCAUUGAUCAUAUCGACAGUGUAUUGGAUAUUUUUACAUGGCAAAAUGAAUAAGCCCGCGCGUUUUCCGGUCAUAAGCGUCCUUACGCACGGCCUGAACUCAGUAUUAAUGAUCAUUGACUUUCUAAUCAUUGCCUUCCCACUGCGACUGCUCCACGUCGUCUACUGCAUGUCUACGGCUAUAUUCUUCUUUGUGUUCACGGUGAUCUAUCAUUUCAGUGGCGGCACUGAUGAAUUCGGUAAUCAUUAUGUCUAUCCGAUAUUAGACUGGACAAAGCCAGUGGGCUGCAUUAUCACAUUCGCCGGCAUCUUCAUGCUCUACAUCAUCUUCUGGCUGCUGCUCUUCGGGGUCUACAAACUGAAGCGUGUGUUCAAUCGUGCGUUCAGCAUUGUCUGGUCCCCCCAUGCUGUGGGCCUGCUAUAACUAACUUGAGAAGAAAGACGAGGAAGAACACGCCGCCAUGUGUUGCAUCUGUGGUUGCUGCUUUGCCACUCUAUAUGUCGACGAAUUACACAUAAGCAGCAACAACAAUAACAUCAACAAUAACAAUAAGAAAAUAACACCGCCAGCAUUUGAAUUAUGUCAUAAUCGCACAAAGACACACACUCACAACCAUCUAUUCCCAUCUAUUUAUGUCGCUUUGUAGUUGUAAGAAUUAGUAAAUACAUAACAUACACUAGGCUAGUAUUCCAGUUCCUUACAUAUUAAGAAACACAAAUCGAAUUAUUUGUUGUUUUCAUAGGCAGUAACAAUUUAAUAAAACAUUGUUUG
Messenger RNA from Scaptodrosophila lebanonensis, 1525 nucleotides. Its product is annotated as protein rolling stone. The record is from RefSeq and is a predicted model, not a curated record. Bases 350 to 1177 code for a protein of 275 amino acids. NCBI's taxonomy places the organism in Eukaryota, Metazoa, Arthropoda, Insecta, Diptera, Drosophilidae. Gene Ontology annotation, cellular component: membrane. The transcript has 4 exons.